UCUCUCGCCUCGAUCGAAGGGGAGAAGCCCGAUAGACAGGAGAAUCUCGAGAUGGCGAUCCGGAGGAGGCCUCCUCUCGCCGCCGCGCUCGCUGCGGCGCUCGCCGUCGUCUCGAUCGUCUCCGCCGAUGUCUACUUCGAGGAGCGAUUCGGAGAUGGAUGGGAGAAUCGGUGGGUCAAAUCUGACUGGAAGAAGGAUGAGAACACGGCUGGAGACUGGAACUACACCUCUGGCAAAUGGACUGGCGAUCCAGAGGAUAAAGGUAUCCAAACUGCUGAAGACUAUAGAUUCUAUGCCAUUUCGGCAGAGUUCCCCGAGUUCAGCAACAAGGACAAGACAUUAGUUUUGCAAUUCUCAGUUAAACAUGAGCAGAAACUUGACUGUGGAGGUGGUUAUAUUAAGCUGCUUAGUGGUGAAGUUGAUCAGAAGAAAUUUGGUGGAGAUACUCCUUACAGUAUUAUGUUUGGACCAGAUAUCUGUGGGUAUACAACGAAGAAGGUUCAUGCCAUCUUCUCACGGGAUGAAAAGAACCACUUAAUCAAGAAGGAUGUUCCAUGUGAGACUGAUCAGCUCACUCAUGUUUACACUUUCAUUGUUCGCUCGGAUGCUACAUACAGCAUCCUUGUUGAUAACAAGGAGAAGCAAACAGGUAGCUUAUAUAGUGAUUGGGAUAUCCUUCCUCCAAAGCAAAUCAAGGAUCCUGAUGCCAAGAAGCCAGAAGAUUGGGAUGACAAGGAGUACAUCCCUGAUCCUGACGACAAGAAACCAGAGGGGUAUGAUGACAUUCCCAAGGAGAUUCCUGAUCCUGAUGCAAAAAAGCCAGAAGAUUGGGAUGAAGAAGAAGAUGGUGAAUGGACAGUUCCAACCAUUCCAAACCCCGAGUACAAGGGACCCUGGAAGCAAAAGAAAAUUAAGAAUCCUGACUACAAGGGGAAGUGGAAGGCACCAAUGAUUGAUAAUCCAGAUUUCAAGGAUGACCCGUUCAUCUACGCUUUCUCCAACUUGAGAUACGUAGGCAUCGAGUUAUGGCAGGUCAAAUCUGGGACUCUGUUUGACAACAUAUUGGUCUGUGAUGACCCUGAGUAUGCAAUGAAAUUUGCUGAAGAAACAUGGGGCAAGAAUAAAGAUGCUGAGAAGGCAGCAUUUGAUGAGGCUGAGAAAAACAAGCAAGAAGAGGAAGCCAAAGAUGAAGAUUCAGAUUUAGAUGGCGAAGACACGGAAGAUGCAGAAGAUGAUGCUGAUUCAAAGUCUGAUUCAGACGCAGAAGAAGAAAAGGAGACUACUCACGACGAGCUUUAGAUGGAGUCGUCGGAGUCUACCGCAAUUAUUCACCCGUGCAUCAGUUUACAGGAAAUUCGAUUGGCUAGUCAGUGAAACUUUAGUUUCUUGAGUUCUCACUCUUAGAGAGAGACAACAUAGAGCAUGGUUGCUCUUUUUGUGUGUCGCACAACUCGAAAUCUUAGUUGCAUUGAGUCUAUCUUUGAGUUCAAGUGAAUGAAUCAUGUUCUUUUGUUUAUCUUCUAA
Musa acuminata subsp. malaccensis (wild Malaysian banana) is the source of this 1524-nucleotide messenger RNA. Its product is annotated as calreticulin. Gene Ontology annotation, cellular component: endoplasmic reticulum; endoplasmic reticulum membrane. NCBI's taxonomy places the organism in Eukaryota, Viridiplantae, Streptophyta, Magnoliopsida, Zingiberales, Musaceae. The record is from RefSeq and is a predicted model, not a curated record. Gene Ontology annotation, biological process: protein folding. Gene Ontology annotation, molecular function: calcium ion binding.